AGCGCCGCCCCUGAUCGCCCUCCCAUCUACCCCUGAGAGAUCUUCCGGCUGUGCGCGACGUCGUGGGAGGGCUGGUGUCGACGGUGGACGCUGUGGUUGAUCGAAGACCGCGUGACGACACGUCCGGCGGUCGAAAAUCGCCGCAGCGGCUGUCUCGCCGCUCGCGGGCCGAGACGUGCGCCGCGCCACCGCGGCCGCGCGUCUCAACGCUCGUGUCGGUCUCCACGACUGUGUGCCACCGCUGAGCCGCGGACGCCGCGAUCCGCCGCCCCCACUGGCCGCGCGCCGCCCCGACGCGCUCGCUCGAACGCCCGCCUCCCCGACCCCCGCGCCGCGCGCGCCCCCUCACCCGCCGCCCCCCCGCAGUUCAAGAUGGGCAAGCGCACGAAGAAGGUCGGGAUCUGCGGCAAGUACGGCAUCCGGUACGGUGCCUCGAUCCGUAAGAACAUCAAGAAGAUGGAGGUGUCGCAGCACAGCAAGUACAACUGCGUCUUCUGCGGCAAGGACUCCGUGAAGCGCCAGUCGACGGGCAUCUGGAAGUGCCGCUCCUGCAAGAAGGUCAUCGCCGGCGGCGCCUACAUGCUCAACACGCCCCCGGCGGUCACGGCGAAGACGACCAUCGGCCGCAUGCGCAAGCUCAUCGAGGCGCAGGCAUAGGCGUUCCCCCCGUUCGACCCACCUUAACCACCGCCUUGCG
Aureococcus anophagefferens is the source of this 697-nucleotide messenger RNA. RefSeq lists its product as hypothetical. Gene Ontology annotation, biological process: translation. Gene Ontology annotation, molecular function: structural constituent of ribosome. Gene Ontology annotation, cellular component: ribosome. NCBI's taxonomy places the organism in Eukaryota, Pelagophyceae, Pelagomonadales, Pelagomonadaceae. The transcript has a single exon. The record is from RefSeq and is a predicted model, not a curated record. The coding region runs from base 373 to 657 and encodes 94 amino acids.